Messenger RNA from Brachypodium distachyon (stiff brome), 1242 nucleotides. Its product is annotated as universal stress protein PHOS32. The record is from RefSeq and is a predicted model, not a curated record. Bases 153 to 635 code for a protein of 160 amino acids. NCBI's taxonomy places the organism in Eukaryota, Viridiplantae, Streptophyta, Magnoliopsida, Poales, Poaceae. The transcript has 5 exons.
GAAACGGGAGUGAAAUUCUCUUUGCCGUUUUGCUUUGCUUCAUGAAUCUUGACUUUGCAUUUCCAGGUACUCAUCGGCUUCUCUAGCAGCAGUACGCAGGUGUAACAUGUAUGUUUCCUGGUGAGCUAACGCGAUGAUAAGGAAUCAGGGACAUGGGGGGAAGGAAUAUCGGAGUUGCUGUGGACUUCUCCUCAUGCAGCAAAGCAGCUCUACGUUGGGCAUCAACUAACAUUAUCAGGAACGGGGAUCAACUCAUACUUAUCCAUGUCAAUAAUUCCUACCAGAAUGAACAAGGAGCAGUUCAUCUCUGGGAGCAGAGUGGUUCACCGCUCAUCCCUCUGGUAGAGUUCUCAGAUCCUCAUGUCACCAAGACAUAUGGUCUGUCACCAGACAAGGAGACACUAGAAAUCCUAGCUCAUGUGGCAAAUCAGAGAGGGGUCGAAGUCUUUGGAAAGAUAUUCUAUGGUGACCCGACGAAGAAGCUGUGCGAGGCGGUUGACGUGGUUCCCCUUAGCUGCCUGGUUAUCGGAAGCAGAGGUCUGAGCACACUGAAGAGGGCUCUGAUGGGGAGCGUGAGCACCUACGUUGUGAACCACGCGACCUGCCCAGUCACCGUUGUGAAGGAGAACGCAUAGCUGCAGCUUGCUACCAAUGACGAAGAUAUCGGCCGUUUGCAAAAUCUCAAAACCAGAAGGGAUAAAUAAGAUAAUACUGUCUUCAAGCAGUAGCUAUAAGAACAAAUACUACCUCCGUUCCAUAAAGAUUGGCACGGCUUUGAACUGAGUUAGUUCAAAUCCGUGCCAACCUUUAUGACACGGAGGGAGUAGUAUAUAUGCGGUAGCAUAUAAGAGUCAAUAAUAGAGAGUAUUCUGUGGAAACCAGUGAAAACCACACGAAAAUCAUGUGUAAAGGUUUAAAUUUUUCUCAAAAAACACUUCAACUUCAAACUCAAAUUCAUUUGGGAGGUAUGGAAAAAACAAAUUGAGCAAGGAAUAGUAGCAAACAGUCAAUGCAGCUAUUCAUCGCUGAAUCUGUCUUUUGCAUAUCUUCGAAACGAAUGUGAGUUUGAACUUAAAAGAUGUGUAUGUGUGUGGAACAUCACCCUCAUAGAGUUUUCACGGUAACUUGGUUUCCACCGGAUACUUUCUGUGGAUAAUAUGACAAUAAAGUGUGCUUGGCAGUUGGCAUGCAAUGUACUGACGUCCUUAUGUAUGUCGGAAAAAAUGUGUCCUUCUGUAAUCA